Messenger RNA from Octodon degus (degu), 948 nucleotides. RefSeq names its product olfactory receptor 51L1. Gene Ontology annotation, cellular component: membrane. Lineage: Eukaryota; Metazoa; Chordata; Mammalia; Rodentia; Octodontidae. Gene Ontology annotation, molecular function: G protein-coupled receptor activity; olfactory receptor activity. Gene Ontology annotation, biological process: G protein-coupled receptor signaling pathway. The transcript has a single exon. The record is from RefSeq and is a predicted model, not a curated record.
AUGGUGAUGUGGAAUAACAGUGAUGCUAUGGAGCCCACAUUCUUCUUAAAGGGUUUUCCUGGACUGGAGCAUGCUCAUUCCUCGCUCUCGAUCCCACUCUGUCUUGCAUAUUUGGUAGCAGUGACUGGUAAUGUCACCAUCCUCUCCGUCAUUUGGCUGGAGGCAUCACUCCAUCAGCCCAUGUAUUACUUCCUGUCCAUCCUGGCAGUGACCGACCUGGGCAUGUCCCUGUCCACUGUUCCCACAGUGCUUGCUGUGCUGUGGUUCAAUGUUCGGGAAAUUCAGGCAAGUGCUUGUUACGUCCAGCUCUUCUUCAUCCACACAUUCACGUUUCUGGAGUCGUCGGUGCUGCUGGCUAUGGCCUUUGACCGCUUUGUUGCCAUCUGUCGUCCGCUGCACUACUCUACCAUCCUCACCAACGGUGUCAUUGGGAAGAUUGGUUUGGCCUGCGUGUCCCGAAGCAUGGGGGUUGUCCUGCCCACACCCUUGCUCCUGAGACGCUAUCACUAGUGCCACAGCAAUGUGCUCUCCCACGCCUUCUGCUUGCACCAAGACGUUCUGAAGCUGUCCUGCUCAGAUGCCAAGAUCAACAGCAUUUAUGGGCUGUGCGUCGUCAUUGUCACUCUCGGUCUGGAUUCAGUCUUCAUACUUCUUUCCUACGCUCUGAUUCUGAAUGCCGUGCUUGGCAUUGCCUCUCGCAAAGAGCGGCUGAAAGCACUCAACACGUGUGUAUCCCAUAUCUGUGUGGUGCUCAUCUUCUUUGUCCCGGUGAUUGGGGUGUCAAUGGUCCAUCGCUUUGGGAAACAACUGCCUCCAAUAGCGCAUGUCCUCAUGGCUGACGUCUACCUGCUUCUCCCCCCGGUGCUGAACCCUGUGGUCUACAGUGUCAGGACCAAGCAGAUUCGCGUAGGGAUUCUGCGCACGUUCCGGCUUGCCAGGAGGUUUUAA